AUGGGGAACACAGUGAGUGUCCCAGAGGAAGCUGAAGAUGACAAUACCUGUACAGUGAAGAGCUAUCAGGUUCUCUCUGACUCUCCUGACAGUAUUACAAAUGGAUCUGCUGUAUUUGCUCAGCCUCAUUCCCCAGCAGUGAAUGGUGAAGGGCGUACUGAAGCUCCAGCUACGGAUUCAUCCGUUGGAGCAGCGAGGCUUGAUGUCAGCUCGGCGGUGCCCAGCGCGAACAAAGCCCCGAGUGAGAGCACAGAGAUUCCCUCGGCAGCUGGCAGGGAGGAAGGGGCACAUAAAACCCUGAGCCAGCUUCAAGACAUCGAUCUCACGGCCUCAGAGACACCUGAGGGAGAGGAUGUGGCUUCCUCCAAGCCGAAACAAGUGACCUUCUUUGAUAGGAUCUUCAAACUGGAGAAGGGAAAGGAAAGGAGUAAAGCACCAAGUGAGCCCCAGGAGGAAAAGCAGGAGUUGGACGUUCCUGACAGGAGCAUCGAGGCGAGAGGAGCUGCAGGAGCACAGAGCACAUCCAACAGUGUCCCAAAGGGCAAGGAGAUAGAUGACUGCAACCACCAGGACCUACGGCAGGACUCGGCAGGUGGCAACAGUCUCACUGCUGUGCACCCUGAGAAGGCAGAGGUAAAGCAGGACAGCCCUCAGGCCACUGCUGCAGGAGAGAACUCAGUCAUGAGCUUCCUUAAAACACUGGUUUCCUCAAGCAAAGCUGAAGCCAAAAGUGACUCUGAAGACAAGGGAUGGAAGGCAGAGAAAGGCCAUGGGGGACAACCUGCUCCGAAGACACCACCAGAAUCCCCAACCAAAGGCACCAAGAAAAAGAAGGCAGACAGUCCCAGGCUAGGACACAGCACUUUUAGCAAACUCUUUAGGCAUAAGGCUGCAAAAGAAACCCAACAGACAACCAACACCAAAAGGACUGAGCAGCAGCCUGUUACCCCUGUGAAAUCAGAUAAAAAUGUCCCUCCCUCUCAAGAGCCCCAGACAGUGAAGCAGAACCCCAAAGCCCCUGAGCCUCCAGCCCCACAGCAGGCAGCAGCCAGUGAAACCUCCAGAGAGGUGAUGAAGGAGAAAGCAUCAACCACUCCUAUGCCACUGAGCAAGCUCUUCUGGAAAAAGAACUCCUCGGAAGAAGCUGAGGCUGUAAGCAGUGAAAAAGCUGAAGUGGCUUUCGAGGCUGUGGCUCCCGACAGAGAUGACCAAAAAGCCACAGAAGUGAAACCCAAAGGAGCAGAAAGCAAAACCCCCAAGGCAAACCUGAGGAAGUUUUUCAAGCUGUCAAUGAAAGGUGAUGGAGAGACAACCAGGGCAGCAGAGGUAAAUGGCUCCAGCCCCACUCACCACACGCUAAACGCCACGGAGAGACCAGUUGCCCCAGCUGAAGGAGAACCUGUGGGCCACAAGAGCAAAGAGAGUUCAAAAGACAAGAAGGCCCCAGUGGAGCUGAGCAAGCAGAAAGGCAGCAAACAGGAGAGCAGGGAGCAGCCAGACUCCAGGGAGCAGCAAGGAACCGACACUGACUCCAUCCAGAACGGAGGAGACACUUCCAAGGAACACUCCUACAAGAAGACAGAGAAGAGACAGUCACUUGGAGGGUUUUUUAAGGGCCUUGGUUCCAAAAGGAUGUCUGAUGCAGAAGUGCAAACAGAUCCAGUGUCUAUCCUACCUGCUGGGAAAUCCAAGUAA
This is a messenger RNA of Acanthisitta chloris (rifleman), 1695 nucleotides long. RefSeq names its product breast carcinoma amplified sequence 1 (gene BCAS1). Lineage: Eukaryota; Metazoa; Chordata; Aves; Passeriformes; Acanthisittidae. Gene Ontology annotation, biological process: myelination. The record is from RefSeq and is a predicted model, not a curated record.